CUCGGUGCUGCAGGCUGCGCGGUGAAAGAGAGAGAGAGAGGAGAGGAGAGGACUUGCAGAGAUACGGUUCGUGCUUAUCCAAAUGCCACCGGACACCGACAGAGGCCUCGUACCGGACGCACGGACGGUGGUAGCGGGGCCGAGAGGCACGAGACUUACCGGGAACAUGGCGGCGAGAACAACAACCUGAACGGUACCGGAGCGACGAUACAUCAGAGGAAACGACGCGGUUGGCGGCGCGGUAACGGAGGAUCAUCACUUAACACAGGUCAACGAAUAACAGCUCAACAGUCAACACCUUAGAUAAGAGGACAUGAGGGGAAACGUAAAGGCAGCAGCCCGUUUCUAACCAACGAUUACAUCAACACAGCGUGCGGCAGCGCAUACACCAUGAGCUACAAGAUCCCCGGGGCAGCGAUGGACCGAGUCAGCCUGCUGUGGCGCAUGAGGCGUCGGGCUCGUCGUGGAGUUCUCUGCAUGGCCUUCUUCUGCAUCUCCAUGGCUCUGCUUUACGCCAUCUGUGCAGAGAACAGCGUCCCUGUCACCGACGCCAUCUUCGGGGUCCGAGCACGAACCCGGGCUCAGCCUCGAGCACACUCGGUUAUCAAGGUUCUGCGAGGCGGAGCUAAGCCGAUGUACAUCGACCCCCAGAAGAUGCCAGGGGUCGUCCCAGGUGACCCUCACCGUCCAAUCCCUGUCCUCUCCUCUCCGAACCAAACCCACGAAGCCGUAGACUCGUCGCCAAAGAGGAAGCCCAAAGAGCGGGACAACUCCGGGUUCUUCUCUCGCCUGCUGCCGCGCCCUUUAACACGUGCGCUGGAAACCCUGUUUGGAGGCCGGCGUAGGGGCGAGCUGAGUGGCAAAGGGGGGGACGCCGAGUUUUUUGGGCCUCAUGGGCUUCUGGGAGAGGUGUGGGACGACGAGAUGUCCAGUAACAUGCUCGGGAGCAGACUGAGAAAGGUGGUGCAGAAUUAUCAGGCGACGAAUAAGUACGGAGUGGAGUUCUCCGGUCCUGGCGGUGUGUCCAGCCGGCCCAAGCUGAGCGGUCCUAAACUUCUCUGCCAAAUGAAGGAAAACGUAGAGGUGGAGACGUUGACCUCUGACCUCCAGCCCUUCUCAUCUCUGCCCUGGGCCUCCCAGCUGCCAAUUAGUCAGCUGACCUCUGACCUUGGGCCGUACAGGACCUGCGCUGUGGUGUCGUCUGCAGGGUCGCUGCGCUACUCAGGACUUGGCAAAGAGAUAGACUCCCAUGAUGCAGUGCUACGCUUCAACGCCGCCCCGACCACCGGCUUCGAGAAGGAUGUCGGUUCAAAAACCACAAUCCGCCUAAUCAACUCCCAGGUGAUGGCGUCUGAUGACCACCGUUUCCUAUCCAGCUCUCUGUACAGCUCAGGUGCUCUGGUGGCCUGGGAUCCCGCCCCCUUCUCUGCUGACCUCUCUCAGUGGUACAACAGAACAGACUACCCCAUCUUCACCCAGUACCAGAGAUACAGGAGGCUUCAUCCGAUGCAGCCCUUCUACAUCCUGCAUCCUCGCUUCGAGUGGCAGGUCUGGCAACGUAUUCAAGACAACAUGGCUGAGCCCAUCCAGAGAAACCCGCCCUCCUCCGGCCUGCUUGGCACAAUACUGAUGAUGUCGCUGUGUGAGGUGGUGCAUGUUUACGAGUUCCUGCCGUCCCGCAGAAAGACAGAGCUGUGCCAUUACUACCAGCGUUUCUAUGACGCCGCCUGCACACUGGGCGCAUAUCACCCUCUACUGUACGAGAAGAAUCUGGUCAAACGGAUGAACCAGGGGUCAGACCACGACAUCUACACCCAUGGACGUGUCUCGCUGCCUGGGUUCAGACAGCUGAACUGUACCCACACUGCCGGAGUAAACAACCACUGACUUGAAAAUACACAAGGAAAGCACACAUAAACACAAACAUAUGAAGCAAAGCAGAUACCUGCAUGUAAACAUGAGGACAGACGCAUGAACAUUUCAUUCUCACUGCCAAAACAAAAGGAACGCUGUGCCACUCACUAUAAAUAUGACAUGUAACAUCAGGCUGCAAACACGUGACACACACACACAGUCCAAUUAACUAAUAGAUGUGCCUGCUGUUCAUACAUACAUACAUACAUACAUACAUACAUGACCUAUAGAGGACGUUUUAUUGAUAAACCCUGUUCAUCCCUGAAUAUACAACCCUUACAAAAGGAGCAUAUCGCUGUUUUAACCAUGUAUGUAAAAAUCAUGUAUUUUAAUGUUAAUAUUUUGUGUUUUCCAUACGGUACUAGCAGGUUUUUGAUGUCUUCCAGAAAAACAAUCAACACCUACAUACUGACAACAUUUAUACAAGCUAUACUUCCAACAACUACUGACAAGAAGCAUGAUAUAAAUAUAUAUCGAUGUAUCUAAAUAAAUGCUCCAAAAGGUCAAAUCACCCAAAAGACAUGUGGUAUGCUUUGGAAACAGAACAUCAUUAUUAUGAUGUUUAAUGUGCAGUUUAUUGGAAUGAAACAUGUUAACAUCAGCACUAUGGUUGUUUUAUCUAAUCUCAUCGUCGUCCUAAGCCAACCAAAGUCUUAAACUGACCUGCUGAAGAAGUUAAGAAAUUAUCCAAAUUGAUCUCAUUACUCAAACUAACAAAACAACAACAACCAGGCCUUAACUCAAUGUAAAUAUUGUAUUUACAUAUUUUAAACCGAAUCACAAAAGCUAAUUUCCUUUUGAAUGUUAUUUCACUUAAAGCACGACUUUCCUGAAAGCAGCUGUGGAGUAAUUAUGUUUUUUCAUUGUUUGUUGGUAGAGUCUAGAUCGGUUUUUGUAUCUGUUUUUCACCACUUCCCUAACAUCUGAUGAUACUGAGGAAAGAGCUGAUUCAGUUCUGUUACUCAGCUCAGUUUGAAUUUAGUCUUAGUACAAUCAUAGGGCACUUUCUUAUGAAUGCCACAUAAAACUUUGCUCUGGUUUCAGACAUGUCUCCUGUAGCUAGGAUUUCAGUUUGGGGAAUUUGUUAAGGCUCUAUUUUCAGGGCUUGAACUCCCUUUUUAAAACAGCAAAACAUCUUGGCUUGAAGUCAGCGGUUUUAUCCAAGUGUGAUUGUGUUUUUUCCUCAUACUUUAAUCGCUGUAAUGAGUUGUGAGUCACAGUAGGAGUACGCCAACGCCAGUCGAAUUAGAAAAUGUAUCUUCUUCUCGCCCAAAUACGUUGGGAAUGAGUGGAUAAAACGUAUAACGCCAGCUUGCUGUUUGUUUGAAACUCAAAUACGGUACCUAAAUGACUUGAAAGCAUGGUUCUCAGCAACUAAUAAGAUAUAACAGGUAUUACAAGUCUUACAUGUACCUGAUAUGUUUGGUUGUGAAGGACCGAGAAGAGUAGAAAUGUUUCUACUUUAAGGUGAUAGUGUGAACAAAGAUAUUUACAGAAAUGUCCUGGAAACACUUGCGUUGUGUUAUUGUGGACAUGGUCAGAGAGGGAACACAAAUCAAAACAGGAAGUAAACGGCCUUAGAACGAAAUAUAAUCUAUUAGAUUUAUACACAAUAUACAGUAAACAUAUGGAGGUUGUUGCCCAAGUGAAUCAACGUCCACAUGAAGCUCAAAUUAUCUCCUAAAAACAUACAACAUGUGAAUCAGACAUCUAUCUAGUUGCCUGACAUAUUUUUCUUCUCCUGCUAGUCUUUUUUUGCUAAAACACACAGACUGUUCUGGAUCAACAUAGAUGAUCUCUGAUGAAUGUCUCGACAUGAAACACAAACACACAAACCUCACUAAAUCUAUUUGUUGAAGAGAAUAAUGCCUGCCUGAUUUAACUUCACUUAUCCAAGAAUCCAGUUUUUAAAAAAUGAAGUCAAACUAAUGUUUUGUACCCACAUUGUCAAACCUGUAGUUUUCUUAUAAUUCUUAUAUAGUGUAUAUAGUAUAGCAUUAAUACCCAGGAGGACGGUCUUCAAUGUGAUUCUGUUACACAGCCAUAUAAAGCAGAGUUUUAUUAAUAUAAAUAUUCAUA
Molecule: messenger RNA, 3993 nt
Organism: Trematomus bernacchii (emerald rockcod)
Lineage: Eukaryota; Metazoa; Chordata; Actinopteri; Perciformes; Nototheniidae
Gene: st6gal1
Product: ST6 beta-galactosamide alpha-2,6-sialyltranferase 1
Exons: 9
Coding region: 391-1887 (498 amino acids)
Molecular function (GO): sialyltransferase activity
Source: RefSeq, a predicted model, not a curated record